Molecule: messenger RNA, 1691 nt
Organism: Elgaria multicarinata webbii
Lineage: Eukaryota; Metazoa; Chordata; Lepidosauria; Squamata; Anguidae
Gene: FOXC2
Product: forkhead box C2
Exons: 1
Coding region: 66-1691 (541 amino acids)
Biological process (GO): anatomical structure morphogenesis; cell differentiation; regulation of transcription by RNA polymerase II
Molecular function (GO): DNA-binding transcription factor activity, RNA polymerase II-specific; RNA polymerase II cis-regulatory region sequence-specific DNA binding
Source: RefSeq, a predicted model, not a curated record
UGUUUUAAUCUGACUUUUGGGGGGAUCAUUUUGGAGAGAGGCGAAAAACCGACCCCGACGCCGAAAUGCAGGCUCGUUACUCGGUCUCGGACCCCAACGCCCUGGGGGUGGUACCCUAUCUGAGCGAGCAGAACUACUAUCGGACGGCGGGGACUUACGGCAGCAUGGCGGGCUCCAUGGGGGUCUACUCGGGCCACCCCGACCAGUACGCGGCCGGCAUGGGACGCUCGUACGGGCCUUACCACCCGCACCAGCCCACGGCGCCCAAGGACCUGGUGAAGCCGCCCUACAGCUACAUCGCCCUGAUCACCAUGGCGAUCCAGAACGCGCCGGAUAAGAAGAUCACCUUGAACGGCAUCUACCAGUUCAUCAUGGACCGCUUCCCUUUCUACCGGGAAAACAAGCAGGGCUGGCAGAACUCCAUCCGUCACAACCUGUCGCUCAACGAGUGCUUCGUCAAGGUGCCCCGCGACGACAAGAAGCCCGGCAAGGGCAGCUACUGGACCCUCGACCCGGAUUCCUACAACAUGUUCGAGAACGGCAGCUUCCUGCGACGCCGGCGACGCUUCAAGAAGAAAGACGUCUCCAAGGAGAAGGACGAGGCGCUCCGCGACCGGCACCUCAAGGAGUCGGCCAAGGCCGCGGAGCAAGCCAAGGACGCGCCCGGCAGCAACGCCGCCCCGACGCCUGCUUCGGCGGCGGCCGCCCCGUCGGAGAAGAAGGUGGUGAUCAAAAGCGAGGCCUCGUCCCCGGAUCUGCCCAUCAUCACCAAAGUGGAGACGCUGAGCCCGGAGAGCGGCAGCGCCCUGCAGGACAGCCCGUGCAGCGUGGCCUCCACGCCGUCGGUGUCCACCGAGGGCUCGCUGCCGGGAGACCACCCCCACCACCCGCACCACCCGCACCACCACCCGGCCGCCUCCUCCUCCUCCGCCGCCACCAACGGGCUGUCGGGCUUCAGCGUGGAGAACAUUAUGACCCUGCGGACUUCCCCGCCGGGCGAAGUCAGCCCCGCCGUCGGGGGCCGGCCGGCCGGCCUGGUGCCUUCCUUGCCCCUGGGCUACGCCCAGGCGCAAGCCUCGUCCAUCUACAGCCAGGCCUGCAGCCAGGGCGGCCUGGGCGAGGCGGCGGGGGCCAGCUACCAGUGCAGCAUGCGCGCUAUGAGCCUGUACACGGGCGAGCGCAACGCGCACAUGUGUGCGCCCGCCACCUUGGAAGACGCCGCCGCGGCCUCCCUGUCCGAGCAGCCGCCGGCCAACGGCACCUCCUCGCCCCUGGCCACCAUGAACUUAGCCUCGGGGCCGCAGCAGCAGCAGCAGCAGCAGCAGGAAGGGACCCUCACGCCCAGCCACCAGCAUCACCACCACCACCACCAUCACCACCACUCCCCUCUCGCCCACCACCAGGCCGGCGGCGGGCAAGCUGCUGCCGCCGCCGCCGCCGCCUCGUGGUACUUGAACCACGGCUCGGAGAUCAACCACCACCUCCCGGGCCACGCGUUCGGCGCGGCUCAGCAGCAGAGCUUCCCCAACGCCCGGGAAAUGUUCAACACUCACCGGCUGGGGCUAGAGACCUCGACGGCGCUGGCCGAGCAACAGGUGAGCACCAACUCCACCUGUCAGAUCCCUUACCGAGCGGCGCCCUCCAUUUACCGCCACGCCACCCCCUAUUCCUAUGACUGCGCUAAGUAUUGA